ACAACUUUGAAAAUCAAAUUUCGCAAUCUGGACGUAGCAGAAGGAAUAACAUCAGUUCAAUCAGUCCUCAGUUCCCAGUUAUCAGUCAUUCAGUCUCAGUCUCUCAGCAGAACACAACCUUAAUAGUGCAUCACUACCCAAAAAAAAUAUAUUUUUAAAACCUUAAUUCUACUUGAAUUUUUCUCCCCCCAUUUCCAUGGCCUCCUUGAAUGCAGAACCAAAUUGAAAAAGAAAGUAUUUUUCACUUUGAUCUUUCCUUUCUCGCUAGUGGGUUUUUCUGGGUUAUAUGUAUUUUUGAAAGUUUAGAUGGAAAAUUUAGCUGAGAAGAGCAAACAGAGAGAUGGGUCUUCAUCAGACUUGCACAUUGAUUCAACGUCUGAGUCCAAAAACAGCAGCACGUAUUCGAGUAAAUCGAGUUCUGAUGCAUCCACUUUUGAAGCCAAGGCGAGAGACUGUGCUUCUUCGCCGGUUCCUAAAGGUUGGCCUCUUCCCAAGCCUCCGCCCACCAAGAGUUUCAAAAUUGACGAAGACAAACUCCAAAUCAAGGACGAUGAGAAGAUCAAAUUAAGGAAAUUUGGUUCCAGAGUUUCAGAUUUAGAGAUGAUGAAAGAAAAAUUUGCAAAAUUGUUACUUGGUGAAGAUAUGUCUGGAAGUGGAAGAGGGGUGUGCCCAGCACUGGCCAUUUCAAACGCCUUAACUAACCUAUGCGCUACUGUAUUUGGGCAAUUGUGGAGGUUGGAACCUUUGCCUCCCGAAAAGAAGUUGAUGUGGCAAAAAGAGAUGGAAUGCCUACUUGCCGUGAGUGAUCACAUUGUGGAAUUAAUUCCUUCUGUCCAAAUACUUCCUGAUGGAACUAAACUUGAGGUCAUGACUAGCAGACCCCGAACUGAUAUACUCAUUAACCUCCCAGCACUGCGCAAACUUGACUAUCUGCUUCUAGAAAUACUAGACAGUUUUACCACCAGCACGGAGUUUUGGUAUGUUGAUCAGGAUGUAGAAACCCCAGAGGCAGAUGGAUCAGCCUCCUUUCGUCAAGUCAUUCAGAGACAAGAGGACAAGUGGUGGUUGCCUGUGCCCCGAGUCCACCCUAGUGGGCUUCUUGAUGAUACAAGGAAGAAGUUGAUUCACAAGCGUGAAUGUGCAGCUCAAGUUCUCAAAGCUGCCAUGGCUAUCAACAGCACAGCUUUAGCUGAAAUGGAAGUUCCAGAGUCAUACAUGGCAAAUCUUCCAAAGAAUGGGAGAUCCUGUCUCGGGGAUGUCAUUUAUCGUUACAUCACUUCAGAGCAGUUCUCUUCAGAGUGCUUACUCGAUUGCCUGGACCUGUCUUCCGAGUAUGUGGCCCUAGAUAUUGCCAACCGUGUUGAGGCAUCAAUCUAUGUGUGGCGCAGAAGAUUGCGUCCCAGGAACCAGAUUUAUCAUAGCCGCUCUACUUCAAAGUCCUCCUGGGAUAUGGUCAAGGAACUGAUGAUUGAUGGAGAUAAGCGAGAGUUGCUUGUGGAAAGAGCUGAAAAUCUUUUGCUCGGUUUAAAACAGCGGUUCCCUAGCCUUAGCCAAACUGCUUUAGAUGUUAGCAAGAUCCAGUACAAUAAGGAUGUUGGAAUGUCCAUUUUGGAGAGCUAUUCAAGAGUCUUGGAGAGCCUAGCCUUCAACAUAGUGGCACGCAUUGAUGAUCUACUAUACGUGGAUGACUUAACCGGGCAGUCUGAUAACUUGUCAUCAACUCCAAGAGUAAGUAGAAUUGCUCAAAGGAAGGCUGGAAACCCAUAUGCUGUGCCCGUCUCAGGCACUCCCUGUAGAACAGCCUUCACCACUCCCAACUUUUCACCUGCACCGCGAGCAAGCUCUCCAAGGGGGGAGAGAACUCCACUUAUCAGUAGCACCAAGCUUCCUCGUCGUGGUCUUGGAGUAAAGAGGGUAUUGACAAACUAUCUGGGUGGUGAGUUGAAGGUAAAGAACUGUAGCCUUCUUCUCGAAGGCUUAAGUUCUGUUUCAAACAAAACUUCAGAAGGGACUGUUUGCCGGAGCAGCCUAGAAGCUGCUGAGCAGCAGAAGGAGUUAUCUGCUUGGAAGUAGGAUGUGCCAAAUUGGUUUUCUUAUAGAUAGAAACAGAGAAAAACAAACAAAAGAAACUGUUGUUACAGAUGUGCAUUAAUUAGAAGAUUUUUCAUAGUAAAAACAUUCCGUACUCCGGCAAUCAUGUUAAAUUGAGCAUGGAAUACUUUAGCCUGUUGUUGGUUCUGCA
Coffea eugenioides is the source of this 2242-nucleotide messenger RNA. RefSeq names its product rop guanine nucleotide exchange factor 5. Gene Ontology annotation, molecular function: guanyl-nucleotide exchange factor activity. The transcript is spliced from 7 exons. NCBI's taxonomy places the organism in Eukaryota, Viridiplantae, Streptophyta, Magnoliopsida, Gentianales, Rubiaceae. The coding region runs from base 307 to 2073 and encodes 588 amino acids. The record is from RefSeq and is a predicted model, not a curated record.